AUGGAUUCUGAUAUCUACUUCUCGCUGGACAGACCACACGUUACGUUUGUCGCUACUAGUGUGUUUCGUCCCUUGUUGCGAGCGGUGGCACGGGGAUUGACUUCGGAAGACAACUCCGUAUCUAGUUCGCCACUAGCGAAAAGGAAGAAGACCAGUAAUAAAACCCAGACUAAGACUGAUGUCAAAACUGAGGAUAGAGCAGAUUUAGAGGCUAGUGCUCCAGGAGAGCCUAUAGAGAUAAAUGAUAGACCAGGAAUAACUCUGCUCAAAAGAUCCCUGAACAUCGGAAUACUUCUGCCGUUCAACGACAGCUCUACUAAUGGGACUAGCAGCAACGAACCAAUAUCGUCUGAUCUUAAUAGCGAUACUACUUUCGAUUUCAGUUUACUAAUCAAUGGUCCAUUUAAUGGCAAAAUACCAGUAAAUGUUGUGAAGCGGGACGAUGACCCCACGAGGUUCUUGGUCUAUGUUGCAGAGAACGUAUUUCGAGAUCCUCAAGAUGAGGAAGAUCCGUCUGUAAACGACAAGAAGAGAAAAAGAGCCAAGUCUAGGUCGAAAUCAGAGCCAAAAUUCGUCCCUCCACUGUUGCUUGAGCUCCAGAUCACCAAGGACUCCAAAAUUAUCUCUGAUGAACUUGCUCUUCUGAAGCAGAUUGCAACUUCUUCGAGAUCUAUAAAGGCACAUCAGAUCUUUCGUAAGAUCACUAGCCCUGUUCUCUAUUUAGACGUCGAGAAAGUUGAUUCCAAGUCCAUGGAAAUAACUUUUAGAGGAAGCAUCGACUAUUCACUAGUAAUGGAAGAUUCUGCUGAUGCUUUAUAUGCUCAGACGACACAUUCUCCAGCUAUGAGAUUGCUGUUUGCUUAUUUAUUGAAUAAUGAGACUUACCUAGAAAAGAAUUCUAGAAAUUUGGAUGCCGCAGUAGAUGCCCCAUUAUUUUACAACAUCAUAAGCGCUCGCAAAGAUAAAGCUGCUGUUCCGGCAACGAUCGAAGUAGACCAGUUGGUAUCGUCACUAUUGCGAUACCAACGAGAAACCGUCAUGUGGUGUUUGCGGAAAGAAGGCAAGGAUCUUGUUUUUGAUGGAGGUCAUCAAAAAAUUAUAGACUUAGAUCCUGAAGUCCGUGAUUAUGUUGUUUCCCCGCCGCCUGGCUGGUCCAAGCUUAUUCUUCCCACCCCACAAGACAAUGAUAAGGAUCUUUGGAUCAAUCCAUAUCUUGGAUGUGUAUGUACAGAGCAGACACUAAGAGAUACAAUAUCAAAGCAGAUGGCGUCUUCAGAGCAUUAUAGUGGCAAGGGUCUACUUGCUGAAGAGAUGGGUCUUGGAAAAACUGUCGAAAUGAUUGCGUUGUUACUUUUAAAUCAGAGAAAGGAUAUUGCUACCGAAGAUAUUCCUGCUCCUGGGACCGUGAAUGGGGUAAUAGCAGAGUCACAGGAAGUUAAUGGAAUAAAGCAAGAGCCAGUUGAGUCACCUGAGCCGGUUGAACCAGAAUCUGUUACUACUAGCACGGAGACGCAGAACGAGGCGGCAGCUGAGUCACCAAUCGACGGAGAUGAGAUCGAAAACGAUGAAGAGAAAGCAAAUCCAUCUGCCGUCAUCACUGCACGAGACCAAAACCUUCUGUACGAUUAUUUCCUUGGUCGUACAGUUCUAAAGGCUAAAACAACGCUGGUAAUAACCCCCGCCUCUAUCCGUACGCAAUGGGUGGAGGAGCUAGCAAAACACGCACCCUCUCUCUCUGUAUGUAUUUAUAAAGGGUUGAAGGGAGGUAGAAAGAAUGGUAUCAACGAAGAUGUCCCAACUGCAGCAGAACUUUCUAAGUACGACGUAGUCAUUACCACUUACAGGACGAUAGCGACCGAAAUGCAUUUUGCAUUUUAUCGAGCUGCACCUGGUCGGGAGCAUCUUGAGUCUCCACUUGUCCAAGUGCAAUUUUGGAGAGUAAUUUUGGAUGAGGUGCAAAUGGUUAACAGUGGAGUCAGUAAUGCAGCAAAGGUGGCCAGAAUUAUUCCUCGAGUUCAUGCUUGGGGUGUUACUGGUACUCCAGUAAAGAAGGAUAUGACAGAUUUGCAAGGAAUCCUCAUUUUCUUGAGAAUGGAGCCAUUUGCCAGCUGGAAUAAGGUUUGGUCGCAAUUACUUGCUUCUCCCAACGAUUUUGAAGGGUUAUUCAGCAGCCUGUCUAUUCGUCAUACUAGUUCAAUGCUGGAGGACGAUAUUUCUAUUCCUGCUCAAAGGCGUAUCCUACUGUCAAUCCCAUUUACUCCGAUUGAAGAGAAUAAUUAUCAACAUCUUUAUAACGAUAUGCUGAACGACUGCAAAGACUAUGAACUUGAGCAUAAAGGAAUGCCCAUAGAUUCGAGUCUUCUCAGUACAUGGCUGGUCCGCCUCAGACAGGCUUGUUGUCAUGCCAGAAUUGGUAUGGGUAAUAGGAAAGCUCUUGGUGGAGGACCAUUACGGACAAUUGAGGAUGUUUUUGAUGCCAUGUAUGAGCAAGCUGCCACUUCUCUACUUUCGGAUCAGCGACGAUACUUUACUUUAUUUCUUGAACGAGGCCAGUUGUUGGAGAAGAAACAUAAAUCCGCAGAGGCAUUAGAGUUGUGGAUUGAGGCAAUGAAUGGUGUGCUGCCCAUUGUUGAAGAUCUACGUAAGGAAGAAGCAGAGGCCCUGGCGCUGAAAGAAAGCAGAGAAAAGGAAAGGCAAGCUACACGCGAAGCACGAUUUAAACAACGCGAGAAAGAUCGACUACUCAGACUAGGAACAGACCCGGAUAUGACAGUUACUAGCACCCCGUUUUCUGAAAGCGACUUUAAUGAAGAAGAUGAAGACAUGAUCGACGAUAGUGACAUCAAACUGCGCAGGUUGCGCUUACGGUCUUGGGUCGAACUACUCCACAGAUGCUACUUCUUUGUUGCUUCCGGCCAUUUUCAGAUGUAUCAUGAACCUGGAGAUGAUGGUGCUAAUGAUGACAAAAGGGAGCUAUCUGACGAGGAAAAGAAACAUCAGGAACUUGAGAAGAAAUAUUACGAUCUUGCCGAGUUGCUCAGACGAGAGCUUUUAACGGAGCCCACUCAGAAGGUUGAAGUUUUAGUGGAAAAAUUGAAAUCAAGGGCAGUAGUCCAGCAAUUCGUGACUCUGGAUGAUGCCACUAUAGAUGACAAGAAAAUGGCAGUAGGAAUAGAGUCAAGAAAUUUGUUGGACGCCAUAAAUGGACUUGGGCAAGCACUAAACCGCCAGGCAGAUUUAAUAGACAAUUGGAGAGAAGAGAUUAUAAAACUUCUUACUAAGGGGCUAUUAGACAAAGAUGCUGAUCCUGAUGGCGAAGAGUAUGGAGAGUCGCUGGAUGCCCAAGAAUUCGCGUUCUCAUAUUUAGAAGUGUUGCAACAAGUUCUUUCUGACAGAACCGAGGCAAUAACAGGCACAUCCGAUCCCACCAUCAUGGAGAAGGUUGCCGUGCUAGAUGAUGCGAAAUCAGAUUUCCAAAAAGAUCUAGAAAAGGCACGUAAUGAUUGUCGUCCUAUCCAGAGCGUCCCAGGAUCCAAUAAUUUUGAAUAUUCGAUGGCCGGCUAUAUGUCCGAAAUUAGAACCCUGCCUUCUACCCUUACGGGCCCAAGAGGGUCUAUCGAGGUAUAUUUAUUAAUGAAAAUGAAACCCAUGGUAACCAAGAUUUAUAAUGAACAAAGGAAAGAGCUCAAGAUGUUAACCAAAGAAGUUUCAUUUCUUUCUGAUCUCUACAAUGCUCGAGUAGAGUACUACCGUCAGCUGCAGGAGAUAUCUGAUAACGUCGUAGCUGUUGAGGUUGAUGACAAGGAUAUCAGCAGACUUUUGAAGAAAAAAGAAAAAGAAGGCACUGCUAUUAAGAAGGUUAUAAACCAGCAACUCGGACGGAGAAAUUAUUUGUCAAGUCUUCGCUCUGUAAAGCAGAGUGUGCAAUCUAAAGUGGACGAGAAAGAUGCAACAGGAGCAGACGAGGAUAUUGAUAGAUUGUGUGUAAUUUGCCAGUCAACUUUCAUUAUUGGUGCCCUAACUGUGUGUGGCCAUCAAUUUUGUAGAGAGUGCUUGCAGGAAUGGUGGAAAUUACACAAGACGUGUCCCGUCUGUAAGCAUGUACUUGGGCCUGACCAAGUAUACAAUUUUACUUACCGGCGGACUGAUGUGGAAAUGACACAUUUGGUUGAAGAAGAUGAGGAAGAAGACAGCAAUGCCAAUAGCAACGGAAUCUAUUCCUUAGCAGCCAAGAAAAAUGUGUCUGAAAUAAAAUCGAUGCCUCUCUCUAGUAAUUAUGGCAGCAAGAUCGAUUUUAUAGUACAGCACUUGCUGUGGCUCCGUCAUUUGGAUAAAACUACCCAAGUGGUAAUUUUCUCGCAAUGGACAGAAAUGUUAGAUCUAUUGAAGUCUGCCCUGGACGACCAUUAUAUCCAGUAUGCAUCGGUCAAUUCGCGAAUGGACGAAUUUAAGAAGAAUCCUGAAAUAGCUUGCUUCUUGUUGCAUGCCAAAGCUGAAUCGUAA
Sugiyamaella lignohabitans is the source of this 4503-nucleotide messenger RNA. RefSeq names its product E3 ubiquitin-protein ligase IRC20 (gene IRC20). Gene Ontology annotation, molecular function: ATP binding; ubiquitin protein ligase activity; ATP-dependent chromatin remodeler activity. NCBI's taxonomy places the organism in Eukaryota, Fungi, Ascomycota, Dipodascomycetes, Dipodascales, Trichomonascaceae. Gene Ontology annotation, biological process: protein polyubiquitination; DNA damage response. The coding region runs from base 1 to 4503 and encodes 1500 amino acids. Gene Ontology annotation, cellular component: nucleus. The transcript has a single exon. The record is from RefSeq and is a predicted model, not a curated record.